Molecule: messenger RNA, 482 nt
Organism: Prosopis cineraria
Lineage: Eukaryota; Viridiplantae; Streptophyta; Magnoliopsida; Fabales; Fabaceae
Product: probable ADP-ribosylation factor GTPase-activating protein AGD15
Exons: 3
Coding region: 213-467 (84 amino acids)
Molecular function (GO): GTPase activator activity
Source: RefSeq, a predicted model, not a curated record
GUCAAGAAGGGUGUCUUCAUUGCGGACGCUCUUUCGUUCUUUCUUUUGGGUGGGCAUUUUAAUCAGAGAAGACGAGUCAGAGAGAGGAAAGAGAAUUGCUGCAAAAAAGACCAACUUGACCUUCGAUCUUCAUCUUCCUCUCUCCCUCGCUUCUGUUGAUUUAGUUCUCCUUUCUUCUUCAUUGUUGUUAGUUUUUUGUUCAGACGGUCACCAUGAACGGGAAGGCCAACGUUUCUAAAGAGCUCAACGCAAAGCAUAAAAAGAUAUUGGAAGGACUUCUUAAACUGCCAGAAAAUAGGGAAUGUGCCGAUUGCAAAGCUAAAGGUCCAAGAUGGGCAAGUGUGAACCUAGGCAUCUUUAUCUGCAUGCAGUGUUCAGGAAUACAUCGAAGUCUUGGGGUUCAUAUUUCAAAGGUAUGUUAUGUUGAUUAUAAUGAUGUCUCAAUUUAUAUGAUACCAUAUAAGUAGACUAUUAUGGAGACU